GCCAGAGAGGAGGGGUUGGCUUCCGGGAUCUGGCGCGGCCUUUUCCUCUGGCUCCUGCGGGGGCUUGGGUUAGAGCUUCAGCUCUCUGCGUCCUCGGCUCCGAGAGGCCUCGGCGAUUCAGCCACAGCUUCUGCCUCCCCUCGCUCUGUGACCUGAGGGUAUUGGAUGAUUUGUAGCUAAGACUCCCGGAUCCCCUGAAGUCGAGAAAUGGAACUCUUAACAUUCAGGGAUGUGGCCAUAGAAUUCUCCCCCGAAGAGUGGAAAUGUCUGGAUCCUGCCCAGCAGAAUUUAUAUAGAGAUGUGAUGUUGGAGAACUACAGAAACCUGGUCUCCCUGGGUUUUGUGAUCUCUAACCCGGACCUGGUCACCUGUCUGGAGCAAAUAAAAGAGCCCUGCAAUUUGAAGAUACAUGAGACAGCAGCCAAACCCCCAGCUAUAUGUUCUCCUUUCAGCCAAGACCUUUCACCAGUGCAGGGGAUAGAAGAUUCAUUCCACAGACUAAUACUGAGAAGAUACGAGAAAUGUGGACAUGAGAAUUUACAAUUAAGAAAAGGCUGUAAACGUGCGAAUGAGUGUAAGGUGCAGAAAGGAGUUAAUAAUGGAGUUUACCAAUGCUUGUCAACUACCCAGAGCAAAAUAUUUCAAUGUAAUACAUGUGUUAAAGUUUUUAGUAAAUUUUCAAAUUCAAACAAACAUAAAAUAAGACAUACUGGAGAGAAACCCUUUAAAUGUACAGAAUGUGGCAGAUCAUUUUACAUGUCACACCUAACUCAACAUACGAGACUUCAUGCUGAAGAGAAACCCUACAAAUGUGAAAAAUGUGGCAAAGCCUUUAAUAGGUCCACAUCACUUAGUAAACAUAAGAGAAUUCAUACUGGAGAGAAACCCUACACAUGUGAAGAAUGUGGCAAAGCCUUUAGAAGGUCCACAGUUCUGAAUGAACAUAAGAAAAUUCAUACUGGAGAGAAACCCUACAAAUGUGAAGAAUGUGGCAAAGCCUUUACAAGGUCCACAACACUGAAUGAACACAAGAAAAUUCAUACUGGAGAGAAACCCUACAAAUGUAAAGAAUGUGGCAAAGCCUUUAGGUGGUCCACAAGCCUGAAUGAACAUAAGAAUAUUCAUACUGGAGAGAAACCCUACAAAUGUAAAGAAUGUGGCAAAGCCUUCAGACAGUCCAGGAGCCUGAAUGAACAUAAAAACAUUCAUACUGGAGAAAAACCCUACACAUGUGAAAAAUGUGGCAAAGCUUUUAACCAAUCCUCAAGUCUUAUUAUACACAGGAGCAUUCAUUCUGAACAUAAACUUUACAAAUGUGAAGAAUGUGGCAAAGCCUUUACUUGGUCCUCAUCCCUUAAUAAACAUAAGAGAAUUCAUACUGGAGAGAAACCUUACACAUGUGAAGAAUGUGGCAAAGCCUUUUAUAGGUCCUCACACCUUGCUAAACAUAAGAGAAUUCAUACUGGAGAGAAACCCUACACAUGUGAAGAAUGCGGCAAAGCUUUUAACCAAUCCUCAACUCUUAUAUUACACAAGAGAAUUCAUUCUGGGCAAAAACCUUACAAAUGUGAAGAAUGUGGCAAAGCCUUUACACGGUCCACAACACUGAAUGAACAUAAGAAAAUUCAUACUGGUGAGAAACCCUACAAAUGUGAAGAAUGUGGCAAAGCUUUCAUAUGGUCUGCAAGCCUGAAUGAACAUAAAAAUAUUCAUACUGGAGAGAAACCCUACAAAUGUAAAGAAUGUGGCAAAGCUUUUAACCAGUCCUCAGGCCUUAUUAUACACAGGAGCAUUCAUUCUGAACAAAAACUUUACAAAUGCGAAGAAUGCGGCAAAGCCUUUACUCGGUCCACAGCCCUGAAUGAACAUAAGAAAAUUCAUUCUGGAGAGAAACCCUACAAAUGUAAAGAAUGUGGCAAAUCUUAUAACUUAUCCUCAACCCUUACUAAACAUAAGAGAAUUCAUACUGGAGAGAAACCCUUCACAUGUGAAGAAUGUGGCAAAGCCUUCAAUUGGUCCUCAUCCCUUACUAAACAUAAGAUAAUUCAUAUUGGAGAGAAAUCCUACAAAUGUGAAGAAUGUGGCAAAGCUUUUAAUCGGCCCUCAACCCUUACUGUACACAAGCGAAUUCAUACUGGCAAGGAACAUAGUUGAAUGACAUUUCUAGAAACCUCUAAUUCCAGUGUCUUCAAACAGCAAAUAAAUGGAAGAAUACUGUUCCCAUAUAAA
This is a messenger RNA of Symphalangus syndactylus (siamang), 2229 nucleotides long. RefSeq names its product zinc finger protein 595. Lineage: Eukaryota; Metazoa; Chordata; Mammalia; Primates; Hylobatidae. Gene Ontology annotation, cellular component: nucleus; nucleoplasm. Gene Ontology annotation, biological process: negative regulation of transcription by RNA polymerase II; regulation of immune system process; regulation of cytokine production. Gene Ontology annotation, molecular function: RNA polymerase II cis-regulatory region sequence-specific DNA binding; DNA-binding transcription repressor activity, RNA polymerase II-specific. The record is from RefSeq and is a predicted model, not a curated record.